Molecule: messenger RNA, 480 nt
Organism: Fusarium mangiferae
Lineage: Eukaryota; Fungi; Ascomycota; Sordariomycetes; Hypocreales; Nectriaceae
Exons: 4
Coding region: 1-480 (159 amino acids)
Source: RefSeq, a predicted model, not a curated record
AUGUCAGAACCUUCUAGCAGGCCGCAGCAGCCUAAAUUCAUUGGUGCUUUCAACUUUAUCGUUGAAGCAACCGGCACAUUGAUCGAUCUUGCAGGCGGUGGCGGGCAAGAACCCCCCGUAAUUGCAUAUAUGAUGCAAGACGACGGAAAUCACCGGAACCAAAUCUGGUCCGUUUAUUCUGUACCAGAUAAGCACACAGUUGUCAUUAAGAGCGAGGCAGACGGGAGGCUGACAAUUAUUGUAGGGCGGGACAGCCCAGUUCGCACAGAACAUGUUCACUGGAGCGAUGAACGUGCUCAGUGGCGGUUUCAAGGCAGCGAUAUCGAUAACCUGGACAACGGCGAACCAGUAUCAGUUUGCAGUGCAAGCCGCCCUGAUAGUGUUCUGGAUCUUGAGGGAGGCAUCCCUACCGGAAGAAUCCUAACGUACAACUAUCAUGGCAGCCCCAACCAGCUCUUCAAGCUUCAGAGGAAAUGGUGA